GGCUGCGGUAGGAGGCAACCAUGUGGUUCCAGCUCAAUUUUUUUUCCCUCUCUCUUUCUCCACUCCUUUUUCUUUCCAAACAGGGAAAAGUGUUCCACGAAGCGGUAGCGGCUUUUCGCUGCGCCUUUCCCUCCCUGACCCUGGUCUGGCUCCCGUCCGGGCGCGAGCCGGUGGGGCGAGCUUUGGAAGCCCCGGUGCGCCCGGGAGCGCAGGGCCGCCUCCCGCGCCCGCACAUGGCCGCAGCCACCCCGCGCGCACCCCGAGGCGCCGCGCCCAGCUCGCCGCAGGUCCAUCGGCUGCUCCCCGCCGCCCCGCAGCCAGGCAGCGGCUGAGCGGGGAAGUGCCCGCGUCCGGAGAUCGGGAUGUGCCCCCUCCUUCUCAUCUUGCUAGUUUCCUACGACACUGGAACCUUGGGGACUCACACUGAGAUCAAGAGAGUGGCAGAAGAAAGGGUCACUUUGCCCUGUCACCAUCAACUGGGGCUUCCAGAAAAAGACACCCUGGAUAUUGAAUGGCUGCUGACUGAUAAUGACGGGAACCAGAAAGUGGUAAUCACUUACUCCAGCCGUCACGUCUACAAUAACCUGACCGAGGAACAGAAGGGCCGAGUGGCCUUUGCUUCCAAUUUCCUGGCAGGAGAUGCCUCCCUGCAGAUUGAGCCUCUGAAGCCCAGUGAUGAGGGUCGGUACACCUGCAAGGUGAAGAAUUCGGGGCGCUAUGUGUGGAGCCACGUCAUCUUAAAAGUCUUAGUGAGACCAUCCAAGCCCAAGUGUGAGCUGGAAGGAGAGUUGACAGAAGGAAGUGACCUGACUUUGCAGUGUGAGUCAUCCUCUGGCACAAAGCCCAUUGUGUAUUACUGGCAGCGAGUCCGGGAGAAAGAGGGAGAGGAUGAGCAUCUGCCUCCCAAAUCUAGGAUUGACUACAAUAACCCUGGACGGGUUCUGCUGCAGAAUCUCACCAUGUCCUCCUCUGGACUGUACCAGUGCACUGCAGGCAAUGAGGCCGGGAAGGAAAGCUGCGUGGUUCGAGUCACUGUACAGUAUGUACAAAGCAUCGGCAUGGUUGCAGGAGCUGUGACGGGCAUAGUGGCUGGAGCUCUGCUGAUUUUCCUCCUGGUAUGGCUACUAAUCCAAAGGAAAGACAAAGAGAGAUACGAGGAAGAAGAGAGACCUAAUGAAAUUCGGGAGGAUGCGGAAGCCCCCAAAGCCCGCCUGGUGAAACCCAGCUCCUCGUCUUCGGGCUCCCGCAGCUCGCGCUCCGGUUCCUCCUCCACGCGCUCCACGGAGAACAGCGCCUCCCGCAGCCAGCGGACGCUGUCCACCGAAGCUGCAGCCCAGCCAGGACCCGCCGCCCCGGGCCACAGCCUCGCGGGGCCGGAGGCCAGAGCUGCCGAGCCAAAGAAAGUCCACCACGCCGCCCUGACCAAAGCAGAGCCCACGCCCAGCACCAUCCCCAGCCAGAGCAGAGCCUUCCAAACGGUGUGAACCGGAGUGGCCUCGACUCCCACGCUUUCACGGGACUCUUCUAGUCAUGGGAGCUCAGUGACCAGCCACACCCCCCCCUCAAACCAGACGAAAGGUUAUUUAAAUAGCAGCGAGCAUUGCAAGGAACCUCUUCAGAAGAGCACUUUCCUUAUCUGACCCCAAACAAGCAAAAGGAUGUCAGCUGAUCAUCUACAAAAAGGCCUCUUCUUGCACCGUUAGUCCAGAGUAGAGGAAAACAGGGUCCAAAUCUAUUUGUUGACCAGGACCUGUGGUGAAAAAGCUGGGGAAAGGUGAGAUGUUCACAUCUAAAACUUCUCGCCUGGCAUGUUUGGUAUCAAUGCUUUGAUUCACCAGUCAAGGAGAAAUUGGAUCUUGUUUGUAAAUGUUCUGUGCAUUUCUGCAAACCUGUUGGAUUAUUGUGAUUAUUGACAUAAUUGAGCAGCAUCCACAGCCUCUAUUACACCUCCUGCACCAUGUACUGCGCGAACCACUUCUAAGAAACUCCAAAAAAAGGAAAUGUGUUUUCUAUUCUGAAACGUGUCU
This is a messenger RNA of Nycticebus coucang (slow loris), 2027 nucleotides long. RefSeq names its product CXADR like membrane protein (gene CLMP). The coding region runs from base 363 to 1484 and encodes 373 amino acids. The transcript is spliced from 7 exons. Gene Ontology annotation, cellular component: cell surface; membrane; cytoplasmic microtubule. Lineage: Eukaryota; Metazoa; Chordata; Mammalia; Primates; Lorisidae. The record is from RefSeq and is a predicted model, not a curated record.